Messenger RNA from Girardinichthys multiradiatus, 1508 nucleotides. RefSeq names its product troponin I, fast skeletal muscle-like. The transcript has 7 exons. The coding region runs from base 109 to 633 and encodes 174 amino acids. NCBI's taxonomy places the organism in Eukaryota, Metazoa, Chordata, Actinopteri, Cyprinodontiformes, Goodeidae. The record is from RefSeq and is a predicted model, not a curated record. Gene Ontology annotation, cellular component: troponin complex. Gene Ontology annotation, biological process: muscle contraction.
GGCUUUCUGUGAUUGCAAUAUAUACCUUCUUUAUACUUGAUCAGCCUCAGUCUGUGUCUCUGACUUCAACAGCUCUGCUUCGAGGAAAAUCCAAAUCCUGCAGCCAGAAUGGCUACUGAAAAAAGACUGUCUGCAAGACGUAAGCACACUCUGAAGAGCUGCAUGUUAGUGGUUGCGAACAAUUUACUGGAGGCUGAAUCUCAGGUCAAGGCCACAGAGAGAGAGACGUUCCUGGCGGAAAAAUGCCCUCCUUUGGACGUGCCAUAUUCCAGGGAAGAGCUGAUGGAACUUUGCAAGAAGCUUCAUCAGCAGAUUAACAUUAGUGAAGAGGAGAGAUACUGCACAGAGUUUAAACUGAACAUGGUGCUUGAUGAGGUCAGGGACCUAAAUAUCAAGAUUGUGGAUCUCAGAGGAAAGUUCAAAAGACCACGACUGAAGAAGGUGCGAAUGUCCGCUGAUGCCAUGCUGAAGGCUCUUCUGGGCUCCAAGCACACAGUUAACAUGGACCUGAGGGCCAAUCUGAAGCAGGUCAAGAAGGAGGUUAAAGAGGAGGACAAGCAGCUGCGUGAUGUGGGAGACUGGCGCAAGAACAUUGAAGACAAGUCUGACAGGAAGAAGAUGUUUGACAGUUAAAUAUGAUCUAUCAGUGACUGAUAGGCUCCACAUUAUAUGAGCAGUUAAUAUCUUACUUACAGCAGAACAUUCUUAGUGACUUAAUUAGUAACUUUUUAAAACUGACUGGUUGUAGAGCUGCUGGCUAGUCAAAGCAGGGCCUCUGCUCUAUUUUAUAAAUGUUGAAAAAGGACAAAGUCCCUCAUUUGCAGACCAGUGUUAGGAUCUGGGCCCUUAUGAAGUUUUAACUGGACCCCAAUUGGUUUUCGGAUUUUCACAAAAAGUGUUUUUUAAAUCAUUAUGUUUGUUUCUUACUUUUUGGUAAUUCGUUUUAUUCCACAUCUUUUCCAAAAUUUAUGGUACUCAUGGUAAUUAUGGCAAGACGUCACUCUGGCAGAUAUUUAAGCCCUGGGAAAAAAAGGAAGUUACACACCUCAACCCUUUAGUUUUCUGAUACCAGCUUCUGGUUUGAAAAGCACACAGAGUCACUGGAUCUUGCCGGAUGGGCUUUUGUGGUGUGAAUGACUUAAGUAAGCUACAAAGGGGUUUUGUAUCUUUACUGCUGAACUAAUAUUUGGAACAGGCUUCUGUUUCAUCAUUGUGAAGACAUUUAGUGAGAUAUCAGCUGUAGAUAAAGCAUUGACAGCUCAUAAAUCCUUAACAGAACCCCACUUAAAACUCUCAGAACCAUCCUUUUUAGCACGAUUUUCAGGGCAAAAUCAAACGUACAGUAAAAGGACUUGGUGUUGAGCUAUUCUAACAUGUAUAAUACAUAUGUAGCAAAUUAUUCUGUUCUUGACUUUAAAUUAUGCAUAUGUAACAAAAUGCUUUCCCAACAAUGUACAGAAAAAUUAAAUCAAACCAUUUAUCUACAAGAAUAAAGCCCUCAAACUUCA